This is a messenger RNA of Stegodyphus dumicola, 1103 nucleotides long. RefSeq lists its product as uncharacterized. Lineage: Eukaryota; Metazoa; Arthropoda; Arachnida; Araneae; Eresidae. Gene Ontology annotation, molecular function: arylformamidase activity. The record is from RefSeq and is a predicted model, not a curated record.
GAGGAUCCGAAGUAUAUUCUAGAUUUUCCGGUUUUGAUGUACAGAAAACAUGAUUGGAGAAAGUGAAAGUCUUUGAACUGGUAAUCUAUUCAAAGGCAAGCGUCCCUUCCUGUGGCUAAAGUUUCAGAAUGUUAUUUAUUGCUCUACCUCUGUUAAAUUUGUGCCUGGCCACAGGUACCAGAGCAGCCCCCAUACCUCUGGAAAUGGUGGAUAUGUCAUAUGUUUUUGAUGAGACGACACUGCAUUGGCCAACGCAAAAGGAAUUUGAGAUGAACGUCAAGUUCAACGGAACGACUGGUGAAGGUUAUUGGCUGCAGCUAGAGGAAUACAAUUCAGCGAUUCAUGUUGGCACUCAUAUGGAUGCGCCAUGCCAUUUUGCAGAAGGUAGAUGGACUGUGGAUGAGAUACCGUUGCAUCGCCUUGUGGGCCCAGCAGCUGUUAUCGAUAUUACCCAAAAGGCGGAACAGAACAGAGAUGCCUUUGUAGAGGUACAAGACCUGGAGAACUGGGAAAAAUUAACAGGCCAUAGACUGGACAAUCACAUUGUCAUGAUCCGUUCUGGGUGGGGUCGUCGUUGGCCAGAUCGAGAAGCUUUUACAGGAACCCCCAACAAGGACGCUGACAAUCUCCAUUUUCCAGGUUUUUCUCCGGAAGCUGCUCAGUGGCUUGUAGAUAACAGAAGAAUUUAUGGAGUUGGUACUGAGACCCUGUCUUUGGAUUAUGGACCAUCAAAGGAUUUCAUGGCUCACAGAAUUCUUCUGGGAGCGAAUAUUUAUGGCCUAGAAAACGUGGCGAAUGUGGAAAAACUUCCAUUGUUUGGUGCUACACUUUACGCCAUGCCCAUGAAGAUAGGUAAAGGCUCUGGUGCGCCUACCAGAAUCUUCGCCACUUUCCCAAAAAUACGUGCAUAGCAAGAGCGAUCUGAAUCUUGUUAUUAAAAUUUUAUGCAUAAUAUAAUAAUUUCAGUUAAAUGCUUUAGAAAUACUCCUAUUAAUUCCGGUUAUUGGAAUAUUGUGAAGAAAGUUUUCGCGUUUUGAUACUUCUGAUUGUAAAAGAUAUUGUGUUUAUGUCUUUAGCUUCUAAUAAAAUAACAAUUUUUAAAA